Corythoichthys intestinalis (scribbled pipefish) is the source of this 2391-nucleotide messenger RNA. RefSeq names its product Scm polycomb group protein like 4 (gene scml4). Gene Ontology annotation, cellular component: nucleus. The transcript is spliced from 8 exons. Gene Ontology annotation, molecular function: chromatin binding; histone binding. The record is from RefSeq and is a predicted model, not a curated record. Bases 313 to 1545 code for a protein of 410 amino acids. NCBI's taxonomy places the organism in Eukaryota, Metazoa, Chordata, Actinopteri, Syngnathiformes, Syngnathidae. Gene Ontology annotation, biological process: negative regulation of DNA-templated transcription.
AAUAAUUCGGAACCGUAUCAAAUAUAUAAUCAUUUGAGCCAGCAUUUGGUUUUUUUCAGUGGCGAAACACAACGAAUGCAAUUCUGCCUCCACAUCAGUGAGCUGCAGACAAAACAUGGGUGGUAGGCUUGUUGCCAUGACAACAGAGGAACCCCCAUCACCAUACCACUACCUUCAGGCGAAUACUGUGUCACUCACUCACUCUCUCUCUUUCUUUCACUCUGUGUUCCAAGCGGUGUACUAUCCGCCUUUUAACGGGAAGACGAACCAGGCGGUCGGGACCCCUCCUGCUGUGUGCGUCGGGCGCUUCAAAUGAGUGUACCGGCAGCAACGGUGCAGCAACGAGCUGGUGAGAUGCAAUCGGCCGCGGUGGCGCCGUCCUCAUUCUUGCCGGGCCAGUCGGGCAAGAUCCCAGGCAGGAAACGAGGAAGACCCCCGCUGCGUAGUGUGGCCAAGAUGGAUUUCGUCAAUCGCUACGCCGACUCACUGCCGCCACUCAAAGUGCCCAAGAAGAGGGGAAGAAAGCCAGGAUUCAAGGUCAGACUGAAACCCAGGAUGGUAAUGACGCCAUUAGCCAUCUCACCGCCCAGCAGCACCCCCGAACCCGACAUGAGCUCCAUCCCUCAGGACGCCGCCACAGUCCCCCACUCGGCCACCCCCCAAGUGCUCACAGUGUGCAUCUACAUCAACAAGCAGGCCAACACUGGCCCCAACCUGGACAGGAAGAAAAUCCAGCAGCUGCCCGACCACUUCGGACCUGACCGGCCGUCAGUGGUGCUGCAGCAGGCUGUGCAAGGAUGCAUCGACAGCGCCUUUCAGCAAAAAACUGUCUUCACGCUCCUAACGCAGGGAUACGGAGGAGAGAAGAUAUCGGCUACGUUUGACGGCAAGCAGCACCUCCUGAGCCUACCUGUGGUCAACAGCAUUGACUACGUGCUGCGUUUUCUGAAGAAGCUGUGUCGUAGCCUGCAUUGCGAGAAUCUGUUCAGCGACCAGCCUGUUGGCCAGCAUGCCUCCUACCACUCUGAUGGGGAAUCGUCUGUGACAGAGGAUUACCACCACGAGCGAACAGAGGGGAAGCGCUACCCAGUUGCAGAGCGCAGGGAACCCACGUUUGGCUCAAUCAGCUCAUCCUCUUACUCGUCUAUGCCCAAACCGUCCUAUGGCUUCCGCUCAUCGCAGCAGUCAGGCAACAUAUCAGCCGCCAGACAGUCUUCGGGGAGUCCUGACACUUUCAUGGAAAGCAACAGGACAGUUAAUGAACGUUUUGCUGCCCCAGGAGGCUACGUCGUACAGGAGUCCAAAGCCUUGCCCCCUGGCAAAGAUCCGUCCACGUGGAGCGUGGAUGACGUAGUGCGGUUCAUCAGAGAUGCCGACGCCAAUGCCCUUGGACCGCACGCCGACGUCUUCAGGAAACACGAGAUCGACGGUAAUGCCCUGUUGCUGCUGAAGAGCGACAUGAUCAUGAAGUACUUGGGCCUGAAGUUAGGCCCCGCCCUCAAGCUGUGCUUCCAUAUCGACAAGCUCAAGCAAAGCAAGUUUUAGUAUCUGCGCAUCGGAUUGGUCCGUUUACAGGAAGUAACAACUAGAAAAGGCACAAAAGGCUCACUAUGUAGCUGAUGAAUCGAAUCUACUGUAGAAGGACUGUUGAUUAAGUCUUGUUUAUCCACGUCACUAAACGUAAUCAGUUUAAUCAUUAUUCACUCAAUGGCUGCCAUUGACUGCGCUCGACAUCCUGGGAGUGGCUGGCAAAGAAUGAUCACUGCCAUCCUUCCCAGUUCAGAUGGAUUUGACGUCGAUCAAUGUCAGUGAAUGAGUAUUUUCAGAUCAUUCCCACACAAUCUCUCUUAAAACUGAAUGGCAGGAUGCCAUGUUUCUGUGUGAAAGCACACACAAUUGCAGCAUUAUCCAGCCUCUUCAUGUUCAAAGCAAAGGUGGUUGAAUUCUAAAUCGUUAAUUGACUGGUUUCCGACUGUGUGAGAAUAACCGUACUUAGAAAAAAAAAGUGUGAUUUCUUUAUGUCCUGAUUAAAAAGCAUUUAUUUUGAUUUUAUAAAAUGUUGAUACAUUUUUUUGUCAUAAGCAACAUUCUGUGUACUUUAUUAGCCUCUUUGAAUUUAACCUAAUGUAAAAGUACUGUAUAAUCACAAUGAAGAAUAAUAAUAUAUAUAUAUGUGUGUAUACAGUAUGUGUGGAAGUGUUUCAAUACGCACAAAGUGUCUCAAACCUCAUUGUAAAAAAAAAAAAAAAAAAAAAAAAAAUGCAUCUUUUAUCAGUGCUGACAUAUUCGAGGACAGACUUGUAUUAUGUAAUGGUGACUCUGCGAGGAAAUAGGAACAAUGUGUAUAAUAAUAAUCCUGGAUGUGAGUAUUAAAUCAAGAUAUGUCAAUCA